AUGGGAGACUUACCACACCUGAGUGACCAGAUUGGCACCUUCAGCCUCUCUACUAUUAACCCUGCCGAUCCUGCUUACACCCCUCUUCUUUAUCGACUGCGGGAAGAAACCUUUCAAAACCGGACAACUCAAGUUAGACAUGGCUCAAAUCUAAGACGCUUCACCCGGGAUACUUCCAUCGAUAUUCCUGCCGCCAUCCAAAAAGACUCUGGAAUUGAUCUUGACAAGUUCAUGCGCCGAUAUGGCCUGACAGGUUGUGUGGUUGUUCAAAAUGGAGCUAUACGACUCGAAGAAUACAGGCAUGGCAACUCACGAGCUUCUCGGAACGAUGUCCAAUCCUGUACCAAGUCAGUAGUUUCUACAGCGCUUGCCAUCGCACAGCAGGAGGGCAAACUAUCCGUCAACGACCCAGUAUCUCGCCAUGUGGAGGAGUUGAAAGGAACCGCCUGGGCCGAUGUGCCCCUUCUUGCUCUCUCCAGCAUGACGUCCGGGGUAGUCGAGCAGUCUGAGGAAGAGAGGCCUGCAGACGUGCCGAAUCCCAUGUACGCUACAGAACUUUACCCUCAGACAGAUCCAGAGGUUGUCCUCAAUUGGCUCAAAACAUCCAAGAAGGUGGCUGAGCCUUGGGAGGAGUUCCACUACUAUAAUCCCAAUUACUACGUGUUGUCAACGGCCAUUUCUCGUGCGACUAAGGAGCCUCUUGACGAGUACCUCUCGCGCGUGAUAUGGGAACCUGCGGGGAUGCAAUACGACGCGUAUAUACGAACAACCGGUGCGGGACAUGUUGAUGGUCAUGGCGGUCUUUCAGUCACUCUAACUGACAUGGCACGCUUUGGAUGCUUCAUUCUGGACGGUUUCAAAAAAGAAGGCAAAGGUCCUAACGUGCCACCCAAUUGGUUCCAGGACAUCUCACAGGCCAAGUACAGUGUCGGUGCCCGGGCUCUCCACCCUGACAACUUUGUUUCAAACUUUGGCUACGAAAGUGGAUGGUGGACGACAGGGAGAGGGGGCAAGGAGUAUAUGAUGGGAGAUGAUGGAGCAUUUGCGGCUAUUGGCAUGUAUGGCCAGUCUAUCUACGUUGUCCCAAAGUUGGACGUCGUUAUUGCUAUUCAGUCUGGAUAUCCUGAGCAUGAGCUGGACCUAUUCACCAAGAAUGCAGAGUUGGCAACUUCUAUUUUGAAAGUUUUGAGGUAG
Fusarium sp. VM40 is the source of this 1194-nucleotide messenger RNA. Lineage: Eukaryota; Fungi; Ascomycota; Sordariomycetes; Hypocreales; Nectriaceae. The record is from the annotation of a GenBank genome assembly.